UUACGCAUUUAUAUCUUCUGCAACCUUUAAUUUUCAUCCCCUCGUUUCCAGCAGCAGUAGCAGAAAAAGAAGAAGAAGAAGAAGAAGAAGGUGUCAAAGAUGAAGAGAAGAGACAACUACUCAAAGCAACAGCCUCACUACCACCACACACGCCAAUUCCCGUCCUCCUCCAACAACCCCAACAUGGCUACCCAAUACAACACCAACACCAAUUACUAUAACCCUUCUUCUUCUUCUUCUUCACUCACUGCCACAUACUGGAUCACAGUUGGUGGCAGGUCCAUCUACACCACUGUAACCAGCGAUCCCCUCGUCGUCGACCGGUGGGUCGGGGAUGUCACGGCGAGGACUUACCGGAAAGGCCUUGUUGUGGGCCUCGACUGCGAGUGGAGGCCUAGCUUCACCAAGGGCCGCACCAACAAGGUUGGACUCAUCCAGCUCUGUGUCGGCUCUAAGUGCCUCACAGUCCAGCUUCUCUACACCACCAAUCGCCAUUGUGGCCUCCUCAGCUUUCUUUUGGAUCCUACCAUCAAUUUUGUCGGCGUUGGGAUCGACGGCGAUGCCCGGAAGCUGGUCUAUGAUCACGGCAUCAGAGUCGGCGGCCGCCGGUAUGACUUGGCUGAAUUGGCAGCCAGUAGGCUGCACAGAAAGGAGCUCAGGAAGCAGGGGCUGAAGGGACUCGCCCGGGAGAUUCUCGGGAUUGAUAUGCUCAAGCCGAAGACGAUCACCUUGAGCAACUGGUCGGCGAUGUACCUCAGUGAUGAGCAGAUUGAGUAUGCUUGCAUCGACGCGUACGUCUCCUUCUCGAUCGGGAUGAAGCUGUUGGGAAGAUGGAGAUGAAGAUGAUGAUCCACUUAGAAGAUGGUGAAGGAGAAAGCUUCAGUGGGCUGCAGUGGAAGACUAUGGAGAUGGGUAGGAGUAUAAACCAUUCAGAAGAUUAAUCAUGCUUCAAUCUUGCCUUCAUGAAAUUCGGCUUAGUUGGGUUCUAUGUAAUCAGAUUCUGAUUCGGACUCUGUUUUCUAAAAUUAAAUUCAGAUCUGAUUAGUGUGAGACCUACCAGUUAUAUGUAAUUGGGUCCGAUCUUUAGUGGAUUCCAAAUUUAAUCCCCUGUAGAUGGGAAUCUUGAUUUGCUCUGGGAGA
Molecule: messenger RNA, 1140 nt
Organism: Nymphaea colorata (pocket water lily)
Lineage: Eukaryota; Viridiplantae; Streptophyta; Magnoliopsida; Nymphaeales; Nymphaeaceae
Product: 3'-5' exonuclease-like
Exons: 1
Coding region: 100-840 (246 amino acids)
Biological process (GO): nucleobase-containing compound metabolic process
Cellular component (GO): cytoplasm; nucleus
Molecular function (GO): 3'-5' exonuclease activity; nucleic acid binding
Source: RefSeq, a predicted model, not a curated record